AUGGGUAGCCUAGGUGAAACAGUUUCUAGGCCCAAGAAGUACAACACCGAGCUCACAGACUACUCCGUAACCCACGCCGAUAAGACUGGGCCAUAUGCGGACAACCUCGAAGUCGAUGCUUUAGUCGUUGGUGCCGGCUUCGCCGGUGUCUUCAUGCUCAAGACCCUCCGCGAUCGCGGGUUGAAGACGGUCAUUUUCGAGGCCGGCAACGAUACGGGUGGCACUUGGCGAUGGAACUGCUACCCCGGCGCCGGUGUCGACUCCGAAGUGCCGGAGUACGAGUUCGCUUGGCCGGAAGUAUACAAUACAUGGAACUGGCCCAAUAACUAUCCUGACUACAAAGAUCUACGUAAUUAUUUCGAUCACGUUGACAAGGUAAUUGGUAUCAAGAAGGACUGCGCUUUCAACACCGUCGUGGUUGAGGCCCAAUUCGAUACGACGGAGGGAAAAUGGCAUAUUAAGUCUGCAGAUGGCCGCACAACCAAGGCCAAAUAUCUCGUUCUCGGAACCGGCUUUGCCGCCAAGCGUUAUAUUCCCCCGUGGUCGGGCAUGGACAAAUUUAAGGGCGUUGUGCACCACUCGUCUUUCUGGCCCGAGGAAAAGGUCGACGUGAAAAACAAGCGCUGUGCUAUCAUCGGUACCGGCGCCUCGGGCGUACAAAUCACGCAGGCCUGGGGGCCCGAGGCCGGCGACCUUAAGGUCUUCCAGCGAACUCCCAACCUCGCUGUGCCCAUGCGCAAGCGCAACCUCACCGUUGAGGAGCAGGAGCGCAUCAAGCCCUAUUACCCAGAGUUGUUCCGGUACCGCGAGGCCAACUUUGCCGGCUUCAUGUACGAUUGGUGCGAGCGCAAUACUUUUGACGACACCCCCGAGGAGCGCGAGGCCUUCUACGAGGGCGUUUGGAAGGACGGCGGCUUCCGCUAUUGGGUUGCCUUGUACAAGGAUAACUUGUUCAACGCCGAAGCCAACAAAGAGUCGUACAAUUUCUGGGCCAAGAAGACCCGUGCUCGUAUUGGCGACCCUAAACUAAGGGAGCUGCUUGCGCCACGGGAGAUGCCACACUACUUUGGUAUCAAACGGCCGUGCCUGGAGAGAAACUAUUACGAGCAGUUUAAUCGUGAGUCUGUGCACCUGGUUGACAUCAACAACAACCCGAUCACGGAGUUUACCGAGACCGGUAUUACCCUCAAGGACGGAACUCACCAUGAACUUGAUGUUGUUGCAGUCGCAACUGGAUUUGAUGUUGUCACUGGUGUCAUGACCCAGCUCGGGCUGAAGAGCAUCGACGGUGCCGAGCUUGAGAAGGAAUGGAUUCCAGGAGCAAAGACCUACCUGGGCACCACCGUCAGCGGCUAUCCCAACAUGUUCCACAUAUAUGGCCCGCACGGCCCAACGCUCCUCAGUAACGGCCCCACGUCAGUCGCGGUGCAGGGCCGGUGGAUCGCCGACGCUAUUUCCAAGAUCGAGGCCAAUGGCAUUAAGUACAUCAACCCCAAGAUCGAGGCCGCUGAUAAAUGGAAAAAGCACGUUGUCGAGCUCAAUGACAAGACUCUCUUCCCCACGACGAGAUCAACUUAUAUGGGUGGCAGCAUUCCUGGCAAGGUUUAUGAACCUGUGUGCUACUCUGGUGGUAUCCCCGCAUAUGCCAUCGAGAUCCGGAAGGCUCUGGAUAAUUUGGAAGACGGAUUUGACGUAGUCAAGGCUUGA
Penicillium pulvis is the source of this 1707-nucleotide messenger RNA. Its product is annotated as flavin-containing monooxygenase. Gene Ontology annotation, molecular function: flavin adenine dinucleotide binding; NADP binding; N,N-dimethylaniline monooxygenase activity. The record is from RefSeq and is a predicted model, not a curated record. The transcript has 4 exons. Lineage: Eukaryota; Fungi; Ascomycota; Eurotiomycetes; Eurotiales; Aspergillaceae. The coding region runs from base 1 to 1707 and encodes 568 amino acids.